Bactrocera tryoni is the source of this 3110-nucleotide messenger RNA. Its product is annotated as E3 ubiquitin-protein ligase RNF25. The record is from RefSeq and is a predicted model, not a curated record. The transcript is spliced from 4 exons. Gene Ontology annotation, cellular component: nucleus. Bases 150 to 1349 code for a protein of 399 amino acids. Gene Ontology annotation, molecular function: protein binding; ubiquitin protein ligase activity. NCBI's taxonomy places the organism in Eukaryota, Metazoa, Arthropoda, Insecta, Diptera, Tephritidae. Gene Ontology annotation, biological process: protein ubiquitination.
UCACUUUUGUGGGGUUAAAUUCAGAUAAUCUCUUUUCGGUAAAUUUAGGGGUACACGUUCAAAUAAUAGAUUUGAUUGGUAUCGAUUUUGUUAAGAAAGCUGGUGAAAAGACUCUUCUUUCAGUCUAAAGAAGUCAGUAAAAGUUUGAAAUGGAUGCGUUAAUAGAUGAAGUAGAAUCUCUAGAAGCUAUAUUAAUGGAUGAUGUGAAAAUAACAAGAAAUUCAGAAAGCGGUCUGCCAGAACUUAUUGAAACUACUGUAUUUCCCCAAGUUGGAGACGAAGCUGAACAAUACAUAUGUGUGACUCUUCAAGUAAGCCCAUCAUCGGAUUAUCCUGAAACAAGUCCUCAUUACAAACUAUUAAGGCCACGAGGCUUAGAUGAUGAACGUUUGGAAGAAAUUAAACAUGCAUGUAACGAAAAAUUGGAAGAAUCUGUUGGCUUUCCGGUAGUGUUUGAUUUAAUUGAAGUGGUUCGGGAGCAUUUAACUGGAAGUAACUUACCCAGUGGGCAAUGCGUUGUUUGUCUAUAUGGAUUUAGUGAUGGUGAUGAAUUUACUCGCACAGAAUGUUUUCAUUACUUACAUAGUUAUUGUUUGGGACGACAUUUAAAUGCAUUACGACGAACGUAUAAAGAAGAAUAUGACAAGUUGCCAAGUUGGCUCCAAAAAACUGUCGAUCCUUUUCAAGCUCUAUGUCCCGUAUGCAGAGAGCCCAUUAAAGAUGAAGAGGAUAGUUUGCGUUGUGCCAUGCCUCCAUCGGAAUUGGAAAAAGCCCCAGAAUUCAAGUUAACACACGAACUUCGGGAUCUUCAACAACGCAUGUCGGCUUUAUUUUUAAAGCAAAAAAAUAAAGGGGGGAUUAUUGACGUAGAUGCGGAAAGUGGAACAGUGAUAUCAAUCGAAAGUGAGGACGAGAUAAGAAUACGAUUGCAAAGUAAAAAAACAUUUGACGAUAAAAGUAACACGGAGAACAUUUCUGCAGAAAAAGAUGUGCUAAACAUUGAAGGAAGUGGAGCCGUUGGAGGGCGUAAGAAUAAUUCUACAAAAUCAUUGUUUUCUGAUCAAAGGGAACCAACUUGUUCUAAAUCUUCAGGCACUACAACUUAUGAAACCGGUGCGCAUGACACAAAUAGAAUGAGUAGUGAACCCACUAACAACAAUUAUCAUCACAAUCGCCGCCAUUAUCGAGGUGGUAGGCGUCAUCAACAACAUCACCACCAUUAUCGCGGUGAACGGGAACGAGACCGUGAUCGAGGCAGUGAAAACGAUGGGCCUAAUGCAAACGCAUCUUCAUCCACUGGUGGUAAACAGGCAAAGGCUCAGAUGGCCAACAAUAUCCAUGGCAGGUGACGAUUAGUUCAAGUUAAGAUAAAGCAUUAUUGCGGAUCUAAAAUUUCUAAAUAUAAUUCGUCAAGUUGUAAGCAGUUCGAUGAGAAUGCGUUUGGUAUUUGUUGUACCGACAUAUUUGGCAAACAGCUUCUAUAUACUUAACCACAGCAGGUUUGACAUAUAACUGAGAUUUGGUUUAUCUUCUAUGCUAUUGAGGUUGAGUUGAUCUCAAGAUUGUUUACCGAUAUACUUUCUGUGUAUAUAACUGAUAGAGUUAAGCGAAGUUCACUAUUAUAUUGCGCAACUUUGAUAUUAAUUUUUGAAUUAGUACGGAAUUUCUUUAAGUUUUACAGUAGUUACAUUAACGCACACUUAAUAUACAUUUACAAAAUCAUAUUAGAUAUUAGUUCUAACUAAGUGCAAAUAUUUAGGGUAAAACACUACAACUUGAAUUAUUAUUAUUUUUUUAUAUAUUAUAAUAUAACAAUAUUAAUAUUUUAAUAAAAUUGGGUAAAGUUAACCUAACCACAUAUCUUCCACUGUUAUUAUCAAUAUUGUUUGUCCGAAAGAUAAAGCAAAAUCAAUAACAUGAUAACCAUGGAAUUCCAUUAGGACAAUUUGGAUAGUAAAAUUUGUGUUCCCGACACAAAAUUAAAAAAAAUAUAUAUGUAUCUUUAAAACUUCUUUUACAAACCAUGAAGUUAGCCUUAAGAUUUGAAGGAGAGGGUUUAUUCAUUAAACAAUACCUACUUAUUUACAUACAUAGAUAAGACAUGGAUGUUCUUUAAAUACAUUCAUUCUUACAAAUUCUAUACAAGAUUCUUAGUAAUAUUGAACGCAAAGAGCUGAUAAAUAGAAACUAUCAAUAUUAUAAGAACUUAUUCGAAAAAUCUUAAAAUAUCCCUUCUUAAUUGAUACAAUAUAAUUCAUGUUCUUUUGAUUUGUACAAACAUUUCAUUUCGAACAAAUCAAAACAACAGAAUGAACGAAUCCAUCUCAUUGGAGUUAAGUCUAAGUAGUGGACCAACUUGAAAACAGUAAAAAUAGUAUAAAGUUCAUGUUUUGUUGCAAUAGUAUUCACCGCCUCUUUUUCUGAUUUGUCCAUAGUUUUAUUUUUUGAUUUAUAAAUACUUGUGUAAUAAACAGAAAAUUAAAACAACAUAAUAUUAUCUAAAUUAGUAUAAUAAAAUGAAGGUUUAGGAUCAAAAGUCUCUCAGUUGCAAACCACAUUAUUAUUUUAAGGUCAUAAAUUAUCUUAAAAUGAACUACUUCUCAUUUAUCCAUGCUUUCUUUCUCGAACAUAACAAUUACAAAUGCAUCUAUCUUAGGGGAAUGAUGAGAUAUACUUAUCUACUUCUUACUUUUAAAAAGAUAAGUAAAAUUCUGAUGAAUUGUUACAUUUUCAUUACAUAUAGACAUGAACUUAUGUCAAGAAAUCGUCGAUUGUUGUUUUAUGGUAUGGAUAUUUUAAAAAGAAAUUAAAAUGUGUGUGUGCAUAUUUAUACUAAAGGUAACCAUAUGUUUAAAAACUUCGUCAUAACUAGUAAAUGGUAAUUGUUUUCUACCUGUGUUUAUGUAAAUUAUAUCCUAGCGACAGAAAUAUAACGAAAAGUUCUAGAGACAUAUAAUAUCUUGUAAGAUGUAUUUUUAAAUGUAUUACAAAGAUAGAGCCUAAAUAAAAGUAUAAAUGUAUUCAGUUUCUUAAGCAGACGCUGUUAUAAUGUCAUUAUUAUAAAUAGCUCGCUUAAUAUUAAUAAAUAAAUUGAAUCUCCCAAAGCAGAA